Messenger RNA from Pyrenophora tritici-repentis Pt-1C-BFP, 1569 nucleotides. Its product is annotated as Nth, EndoIII-related endonuclease. Lineage: Eukaryota; Fungi; Ascomycota; Dothideomycetes; Pleosporales; Pleosporaceae. The record is from RefSeq and is a predicted model, not a curated record. Gene Ontology annotation, molecular function: catalytic activity. Gene Ontology annotation, biological process: base-excision repair.
AUGGCGCGAGCCACAAGAAGCUCUGCAGCUAAAGCUGAAACUAUCCAGACAGUGCCAGAGGCCAACCAGAAGCCAAUGCAGCUCUCAAGUCCACCGCCUACUCCAGAGAGAGGCAAUGCGCGAAAGAGGAAAGCAGUGAAAGUCGAAGAUUCUCCGAAAGCUUCGACUAGCAAGGCUCCCGUCACGCCCAAAAGCACAAAACGUGCCAAAAAAUCAACAGUAAAACAAGAAGACAUCAAUGAGCUACCGCACAACCUUGGUGCAAUUCCCGACCUGCCUCCUCAAAAUGAAGAGAGAAAAGGCAAAACUCCAGCAAAGAAGUCCAAGAAGCCUGCAGAGCCGAAGAAGGAAGAUGUUGAUGAUCUUCUUGCUAAAGCCACCAAAACCACUGACGAGUCACCAAAAAAGAAGACAAAGGCUAAGAGUGGAGGCUACGGCCUCACUCCUGGCCUUACCCCGUACCCAAACUAUGCUCAUCCAACAGCCGAAGAGUGUGAAGAGGUCACAAGGCUUCUUUCAAAAGUGCACGGCAAGGUCGAGGCACCCAAGACAAUACCUGCCCCAUCACUCGAGGUCUCCGGGUGUGGAGAAGUACCAUCUGUUCUCGAUGCCCUUAUCCGAACACGCCUCUCAGCAGCAACAUCUGGCACAAACUCAUCACGUGCGUUUGCUGGCCUGGUCUCUAAGUUUGGUAUCCUGAAAGAGGGCGUCGGUAAGGGAAGUGUAGACUGGAACAGGGUGCGUCAAGCGGACCAGAAAGAGGUAUUUGAGGCAAUCAAGAGUGGUGGCUUGGCAGAUGUCAAGAGUAAGGAUAUUAAAAAGAUCCUACAGAUGGUAUGGGAAGAGAAUCAAGCGCGCCGCGAAGAGCUUUUGUCCUCGUCAGACAAAGCCCCCGGCUCAGCGAACGAGGCUGAGGGCGAGAAGCAUGCAGAAGUCGCGAAGGCGGAGCAAAACAUUAUAUCACUAGACCAUCUGCAUUUGCUUUCAAACGACGAUGCAUUCAACGCGCUGACGAAAUACCCCGGCAUCGGCCCAAAGACCGCAUCUUGCGUGCUCCUCUUCUGUCUCCAACGGCCCUCGUUCGCUGUCGAUACACAUGUCUUCCGUCUUUGUAAGUGGUUAGGCUGGGUACCUCCUCCAGGAGAUCCUGCCGGCCUUGCACCAGGCGCAAAAGGCACAUUUGCCGGGCCCACACGGAACUCAACCUAUGCGCAUUGCGAAGUUCGGGUUCCAGACCACCUGAAGUAUCCACUACAUCAACUGCUGAUCAGGCAUGGGAAGACGUGCCCGAGGUGUCGAGCAAUUACUGGGGAGAGCAGUGAAGGAUGGGAUGAGGGCUGCCCGAUCGACCAUCUUGUUCAGAGGACUGGGGGCCGUAAAGACGUUGGCGCAAGUCCGGUCAAAGGAGGAAGCGCGAAGAAGACCAAGGGAAAAAAGAAGAUCGCUGAUGACUAUGAGAGUGACGCAGAAAGUAGCGGAUUGAGCGACGCCGAAAGCAGCAUGUUAAGCGACGUGGUAAGUGACGCGGAGGUAGAGCUGUCCGAGGAAGAGCAGUCGGCUGCCGAGUGA